This is a messenger RNA of Gloeophyllum trabeum ATCC 11539, 1094 nucleotides long. RefSeq lists its product as uncharacterized. Gene Ontology annotation, molecular function: chromatin binding; histone binding. Gene Ontology annotation, biological process: nucleosome assembly. The transcript is spliced from 4 exons. Bases 57 to 869 code for a protein of 270 amino acids. NCBI's taxonomy places the organism in Eukaryota, Fungi, Basidiomycota, Agaricomycetes, Gloeophyllales, Gloeophyllaceae. Gene Ontology annotation, cellular component: nucleus; chromatin. The record is from RefSeq and is a predicted model, not a curated record.
AGUGCACGCCACUGGUACCAUCUCCCUUCUCCCUCGACCCUUCUUGCACGUUGCCUAUGGCUCAAGGAACGAAACGCGCGUCGCCAGGCGCUGACGUCGAGAAGAACCCACUCGCCGACGUCGAGCUCAACGAUGAGCAGGCUGCGAAGUUGCAGGCUGUUACGAAGGAGAUGUCACGCGUCGAGUUGCUGUUAGAACGAAGGGCGCAGGAGAAGCUCAGGCCUGUCUACGAAAAGCGCCGCGAGAUAUGCAAGAACAUCAGCAAGUUCUGGCCCGUCGCGUUAUUGAACCACCAGAUGUUCGCGCUGCACGCGCAACACCAGACGGAUCAGGUUGCGUUGAGUUACCUGGAAGAUCUGUGGAUCGAGAGGGAUCCCAAGGAGCCGAGGGUUUUCACGGUUGAAUUCUACUUCAAGGAGAACCCUUACUUCUCGAACUCCGUGCUGAAAAAGGAGUACAAGUACAUUCCUCCUCCCUCUGCCGCGAAUGAGGUGCCGGACGAGGACGGCAUCACGGACUCCGUGCUCGACUUUUCCUGGGAACGCGAUGUCGAGGCUGUGGCAUUCAAGAUCGAUUGGAAAGACGAUUCGAAGAACCUCACGAAGCUCUACCCGCGUGAGACGACAGAUCCCGACGAUGACAUGCCUUCCGAAGGUGGCAGCUUCUUCAAUUACUUCGAGUCCGCCGAGGAUCCAUACGACUUGGGCGUCCUGAUUGCGAACGAAGUCUUCCCGGAGGCCAUCGACUACUUCUUGGGCAACAUGAGCGGCGGCGACCUGGAUGACUCGGAGGAUGAAGACAGUGGUGACUCCGACGAGGACGAGAUCGACUUGGAGAAGCCCAAGCCCAAAAAGCCAAAGACUGCGUAAAGGCUAGACUUUUUCUAUCCUUCCCUUUCUCUUCAUACCAGGUCCGCACAGCGAGCCGCGCAAAAUGUAUAUUUGGAUAUUGUUUGUCUUUUUAUCACUCAUUCUCUUUCCGUAGCAUGUAUCCACAGUUGUCAUGUCGUUAGUGUAGGAGGGAUAUCACUUACUAUGGUUUGUCCGAACAACGGUUAUUCCCCUGCUUGCACGCCAGACCAAGGAGGAAAGUCC